This is a messenger RNA of Cuculus canorus (common cuckoo), 1447 nucleotides long. It is a transcript of the gene C2H8orf76, whose product is annotated as chromosome 2 C8orf76 homolog. The record is from RefSeq and is a predicted model, not a curated record. The coding region runs from base 91 to 1299 and encodes 402 amino acids. Gene Ontology annotation, molecular function: protein binding. The transcript has 6 exons. NCBI's taxonomy places the organism in Eukaryota, Metazoa, Chordata, Aves, Cuculiformes, Cuculidae.
CCGCGGCGCUUCCCCGCGCGCCAAGAUGGCGGCCCCCGCCUCGGCCGUUCUGGCCCGCGCCGCCUCUGUCUCGGUGCCCCGGGCGGAGCGAUGGAGGCGCUGCUGGGCUGGCAGUUCGAGGAGUCUCUGUUCGCCCCGAGCCGGGAGCGGGGCGCGGGCGGCGGGGCAGGGGCGGCCUGCGGCGCGAGGCACUGCGAGCCCCGCUGGUUCAUCGAGGCAGAUGGCGGGGAUGAUGCCGGAAGGCUGACGGCAAGCAAAUUCCGGGCAGACUGGGCAUACCGGCAGCGGGAGUUUGAGAAAGCCCUGUGUGAAUACUCAGAGUGCUUACUACUCUUACCUCCCAGUAACGUUGCAAUGAGACGAGAUGUCCAAGAGGGCCAGGCUCGGUGUUUAUCUUGCCUAGGAAGGCACAAGGAGGCCUUGGAUAUUGCAGAAAAAAUGAGCAACAGCGCUACUAACACAGAUCACUUAACAACGGUUCUCAACCUACAGUUUGCCAUUUACCAGGGUCUGGAAAAUGUAGAAAAAAAGAUCAUGUGUCUGCAGCAACUGAUCUGCUUACAUCCUUUCCACCCUUGGUACUGGAAGUCACUUGCUGAAGCUUAUAUGAGCCUUUUACGGAGUCUGUCUCCUUUAGUCGUCCCAGAAGCAGAUCUAAAUCAGUCUGAAGAGGUUGGUGUGGGUAAUAGUAGUUUCAAAACAUCAGCUGGAAGAGACAUUAAUUUGCAGCCUCACAGAUCAGAUGGCCAGAAAGAAAGCUCUUGGUCCAGCCUUGCUACAGAAACGGUGAGGGAGAAUGCAGUGACUUGCAGCAGCGGCCAAGUUGUAAAAGAAUUCCUCCUCACUUCAGAAGAACCGGAAAGGACAAACGAAGGGAAAUGCGCAACCUCUGAGUCCUGGGAGCAGAACAUGUGGAAGAAAGUUAGGAUAAGUGCUUGUGCCUCAUUUAUCAGAGCAAGGCUUUUACUUCAGCUUACCCAGUUGCAACAGUCGUCCUUUGCGCUAGAGAAUAACAUAGAAGGUCAAAAAGACAUUGAUGACAAAGUGGCACGGCUUGGUUUCAAUGAAAACUCCUUGCUGUUGAUGACCAAGGUUAUGGGGCAGGACCUUAUACCAGAAAAACUAAAAGAGGAAUUUCAAGGGGAGGUAAAAUGCAUAGGUGCUGCAGUGCUGUCGUCAUUGGUAACUGCAUCAGGAACAGAAUUUGAAAUUAAGUGGUUCAGUAAUCUCCAAGAUGGUUUAUGUGGCUUUGAGAGACAAUUCUCUUCAGAUAGUUAUCUCCCCCCUUCAAUAACUUAAAGGUUUUGUUCUAUUUACUCUCAUAUGAAUCUCCAGAUGAUUGUGGAGUGAUACAUGCAGUAAAGUUCAUAUUACUUUUUGUAAGAAUUCCUACUCUAUACCUUUGAAGAAUAUAUAUAAAUCUCUGCAUUUAAACUCUUAACGUCUC